Messenger RNA from Impatiens glandulifera, 780 nucleotides. RefSeq names its product anaphase-promoting complex subunit 10-like. The record is from RefSeq and is a predicted model, not a curated record. Lineage: Eukaryota; Viridiplantae; Streptophyta; Magnoliopsida; Ericales; Balsaminaceae. Gene Ontology annotation, cellular component: anaphase-promoting complex. Gene Ontology annotation, biological process: protein K11-linked ubiquitination; anaphase-promoting complex-dependent catabolic process. The coding region runs from base 45 to 629 and encodes 194 amino acids. The transcript is spliced from 6 exons.
GCGCGCGGGAGAUUAUAAUUUCAAUCAAUCAGUCGUAGAGAGAAAUGGCGACGGAGGAUUCGAUGAUCGAAUAUUUUGAUGAGGUGCUGAAAGGAGGUAGCAAAGAGUUGGUAGUCGACGAUGACCUUCAGGAGAUGACUAGGACGGCCGUCUGGAGCGUCAGCUCCUACAAGCCUCCUGGCAAUGAUGUUACGCGUCUCCAUGAUAACAACAUGGAAACAUUCUGGCAGUCCGAUGGCGUUUUGCCUCACCUUAUUAAUAUUCAAUUUCAGAGGAAAGUGAAGCUAAAGAUGGUGGCCGUUUACGCUGAUGUCGAGCUGGAUGAGAGCUACACACCCAGUCAGAUAAGCAUUAGGGUCGGAGAUGGUUUUCAUCCUCUAGAGGAAGUUACAGUUGUGAGGCUUGUGAAGCCAACUGGCUGGGUUUAUAUUUCGCUAUCAGGAGAUGAGCCGAGAGAAACUUUUGUAGACACUUUCAUGUUGCAAAUAGCCAUUUUGCGUAAUAAUUUGGAUGGGAAGAAUACACAUCUGCGCCAGGUGAAAGUUUACGGGCCACGACUUAAUCCCGUCCCACUCCAACCGUUUCAUUUCACCUCAAAGGAAUUCAUCACUUACUCCACUAUCAGAUGACAAACCACUUCUUGCAAGCUCAAGUAAUUGCAAAUAGUUCUGAAAUUCACUUUUGAAUUCUCUACCUGUGUGCAUUUCAUUGAACUAUUCACCAUUUACUAGGUCUUUUGUGUAAUACUACUGUAAAACUCGGAUAUUGCUUCACUAGGUG